AUGAAGUCUAAUUCCAAGGAAUUCAGAUAUACUUUUGGAGACUAUUACUGUGACAUUUGUGAAGAAGAGAGAGAUCCACGACUUCGAGUUUAUUACUGUGGCCACUGCAAAUAUGUCGCUCACGUACAUUGUGUAAUCUCUGAGGUGAUGAAUGUAUUAAAAGGUGAUAUUAGAGAUGUGAAACUAAAAGUUUUGGGAGAAGAUGCUUGGGAUUUUCCUAAUAAAGACAUUGACUAUCCAACUACAUUAUCAUCUUUGGUCACCUUAAACGACUUAAUCCACAAAUUAUAUAGUUAUGAGCUAUACAUUUUGAAGUGGCAUUUUGACUGGAAUGAAGAAAAAGAAAAGAGUAAAAUCAUGAGUAAUGAUGAUGAUAAAGCUGAUGAGGUUCUAAAACUUUCUAGUUUUACAGAAUCUGAUUUCAUGAAGUUUAUGUUGGAUGAGUUUCAUUCUUUCUUUGGGAGAAGUAAGUUGAAAAUAAAAGGGAAUGAGGUAGCAUUGAAGAUUGUUGAUGUAAAGGGUCAUAUGGUACCUUUUAAUUUGGCCUCUGUUAUCAAAUACUUGCUUCACAAACAUGGAGAUAUUACUACCGACUCAAGACGUAGCCAAUACUUCAAAGGCAUUUGCUUUUACUUUGUAUGUAAAGUGAUGAAAGAGAUGCAUACUACUUUGGUCACUGACAUCACUAAACGUCUUCUUCAUCAAUGGUAUCAUUACAUAAGAUUUGUAAGAUAUUACACAGCCUUUGAGGUGGGUUUUUUGGAGGAAUCUCUAUGGAAGAUCACAAGAUAUUUCUAUUACCAACAAGUAAGUAAAGUGCUUGAGACUGAGUUCCCAAUGAAAAUAGAAAAGAAGAAGGCUGAGUUGUUGAAGAAGAUAGCUGAGUACGAUGCUGGACUUGAGAACUGCAAGAAACUCUACGAGUGUUCUAGAAAAAAGGGAACCCUAAAAGAAGGCUUGGAAAUGGAAAAUAAUUUCAGAUGGAAGUCGGCAAGGGAAAUUGGUUCAUUAAAAUAGAGACCAAUCUCAUUCUCAUCUCAUCAAAUAAAUAAAGAUCUCUGACACUUGAAAGAGAACAAAUGAAGAUUCAUAUAUAUGGGACUCGACAACUUUCUAAAUUAUUAUUAUUAUUAUUAUUUCUUUCUGAUUUGAAUGUUGUUGAAAAUUGAAAUAUAUAAUAACCUAUAAAUAAAUAUGUGUGUUGAUCAUGAACUUAUUUAUUUCAUCAUUAUAAAGUUUCUGGGGUUUGAUCU
Messenger RNA from Cannabis sativa, 1253 nucleotides. RefSeq lists its product as uncharacterized. The transcript has 4 exons. The coding region runs from base 1 to 1017 and encodes 338 amino acids. NCBI's taxonomy places the organism in Eukaryota, Viridiplantae, Streptophyta, Magnoliopsida, Rosales, Cannabaceae. The record is from RefSeq and is a predicted model, not a curated record.